Dalotia coriaria is the source of this 1141-nucleotide messenger RNA. It is a transcript of the gene bic, whose product is annotated as bicaudal. The record is from RefSeq and is a predicted model, not a curated record. The transcript is spliced from 3 exons. NCBI's taxonomy places the organism in Eukaryota, Metazoa, Arthropoda, Insecta, Coleoptera, Staphylinidae. Bases 37 to 678 code for a protein of 213 amino acids. Gene Ontology annotation, cellular component: nascent polypeptide-associated complex; cytosol.
GUCAAGGGUAUGAAGCGGAACGCGUGAUGCGUGCGCAUGCUAAGCCCUCCCGGGAGAAAAGGAAGUCAACCAUUUUCUCUUCCCAGCGACCGGUGCCGAAGCACAUGUGCGUUCGCGACAAAUCGACGUAAAUUUUUGUGCUUUAGGUUUCACCAAUCACACCAAACAACAAACACAAUGAAUUCAGAAAAACUGAAGAAAUUGCAAGCGCAGGUCCGCAUCGGCGGUAAGGGAACCCCCAGGCGCAAGAAGAAGGUCGUACACUCGACCCAGGCGACAGAUGAGAAAAAACUGCAGUCAUCGCUGAAGAAGCUCUCAGUAAACACGAUCCCCGGCAUCGAGGAGGUCAACAUGAUCAAAGACGACGGGUCCGUGAUACACUUCAACAAUCCCAAGACGCAGGCGUCGCUCGCAGCGAACACAUUCGCCAUCACCGGCCACGGUGAGAACAAACAAAUCACCGAAAUGCUCCCCGGUAUUCUCAACCAACUUGGACCGGAGGGUAUCAACCAAUUGAAGAGGAUAGCAAGCUCUGUACAGGGCAUGGAGAAGAUGGUGCCCGAGGAUGAGGAAGGUGUCCCCGACCUGAUCGGUAACUUCGACGAGGCUUCCAAGCAGGAAGUCGCCAAGAAGGAAACGCCAGCGGCUGCUGCGCCGCCGGCGGACAAGAAGGAAUAGAAGGGAGCGCGCCUGGAUGGAAAACAACUAAUUGCUUUACGUUUUCGAUUUUCUUCAACUGUUUGCAUUACUUUUGAAACCAAACACACCUAGCUGUUAAGUGAUAGCUGAAAAGGAGGGCUCAGAGACGGGGAACCGCUACAUUAUUAAUUCUACUGCUAAAACAUCUACAUCUUGUUUAGUCUUGUAUAGAAUAUUGAAUAUUUGAAUAUUAUAGGAUACUGAUUUGGAUGCAAAUACACAAAUAUUCUGAUAAAAUAACACGCGCAUAUAAAAACAAUUUCGGUGUUGCGGACAUUUAUAUUCUAAGUGUGUGUAAUGGCGGCGGCCAUUUUUACCAAAACUAACUAAUUUGUCAGAUUUUUUGGGAUUUUUACCCAUGACUUGAAUAAAUGUACAAAGAAUCUGAUAAUGUCUCUUGGUAAUUUGCAAUAAAAAUUGAAACUUUCUAAGUAUCACAAAA